Messenger RNA from Sorex araneus (European shrew), 4339 nucleotides. It is a transcript of the gene TBC1D12, whose product is annotated as TBC1 domain family member 12. Lineage: Eukaryota; Metazoa; Chordata; Mammalia; Eulipotyphla; Soricidae. The transcript has 13 exons. The record is from RefSeq and is a predicted model, not a curated record. Bases 139 to 2487 code for a protein of 782 amino acids.
CUCGGGUGGGAGGGGUGGGUUCUGGAACGGUGCGGCGGCGGCGGCGGCCGCGACCCUCGCUCUCGGGGCAAUUCCCGGGCCCGGCCUGCACGGGGGAGCCUUCGCCGCCUCCUAGGGCGGCACUCACCCCGGCCGCAAAUGGUGGGUCCGGAGGAUGGCGGAGCCUGCUCGGGAAGAAACCCCAAGUUGCUCCCUAUGCCGGCGCCCGAGCCGGUGGGCCAGGACGGGAAGAUGAUCCGGGCCACCGGUGGGUUUGGCCGAGGCGCUGGCGCCGUGGAGCCGCCGGAGCUGGAAGAGGACGACGAGGAGGAGGACGACGAGGACGACGACUAUGAGGUGGAGGAGGAGGAGGAGGAGACGCCGCCUCAGCAGCUCCUUCGGCAUUACCUCGCGGCGGCCGGGGGGCAGCUGGAGCCGGGACUGUGCUCCUGUCCGUUCCCGGGCGGCCAGAAGACCCCCGGCUCGCCGCCCUCCGCAGCCCCGCGCUCCGCUGCCAGCUCGCCGGGGUCGGGCACCGGCGAGCGUCGCGACGGGGAAUCGGCGGAUGCCGGCGCGCCGCGGCAAGGCAUGACCAACGGGGACUCGGGCUUCCUGCCGGGCCGAGACUGUCGCGACCUGGAGGAGGCUCGCGGGCUGGCGGGCGACCGGGAGCUGCAGCCCCGCCACCGCCGCCUCCUGCCCGGGCCUGGCGAGGUGGGCGAGGUGGGCGCGGAGCGCGCGGGCAGCGCGGCCAGUGACUGGGCCGCCCCGCUCGAGGACCCUCUGCGGAGCUGCUGCCUGGCGUCGGCCGACGACGCGGACAGCGCGGGCAGCGGCUCGGCGGGCAGCCCGGCCAGCAGCAGCGAGGACUUGGAGCGGCCGGCUGCCGCCGCCGCGGACUCCGGGGAGGGCGCGCCGCCCGCCGCCUCGGCCCCGAGGACUACAGGGGGCGGGGGCGCCGAGCCGCGUCUGGCCCUGGCCGAGGUGCGCUGGAACUCUCGGAACACGUUCGAGGUGAGCCGCCGGCGGAGCUCCGGCGACCACCCGGUGCCCCUCGGGGCCGAGCCGCCCGCGUCCUCGCCCACCGCCGAGCCGGCGGGGACCUCGUCGCGCGCUCGACGGAGCGGUGGCCUCGCGGACUUCUUCGCCAGAAACCUCUUCCCCAAAAGGACAAAGGAACUUAAAUCAGUUGUCCAUAGUGCUCCUGGUUGGAAAUUAUUUGGUAAAGUCCCUCCCAGAGAAAAUCUUCAGAAAACUUCUAAAAUCAUCCAGCAGGAAUAUGAAGCAAGAACAGGGAGGAUCUGUAAGCCACCACCUCAGUCCUCACGACGAAAGAAUUUUGAAUUUGAACCACUUUCUACCACUGCCCUGAUUCUUGAAGACCGACCAUCAAACCUUCCUGCCAAAUCUGUGGAAGAAGCUUUACGUCAUCGACAGGAAUAUGAUGAAAUGGUGGCUGAGGCUAAAAAGCGAGAAAUUAAAGAAGCACAUAAAAGGAAAAAAAUAAUGAAAGAACGAUUUAAACAGGAAGAAAAUAUUGCAAGUGCAAUGGUAAUUUGGAUCAAUGAAAUACUACCCAAUUGGGAAGUAAUGCAUAGUACAAGAAGAGUUCGAGAAUUGUGGUGGCAGGGAUUGCCCCCUAGUGUUCGUGGGAAAGUUUGGAGUCUGGCUGUAGGAAAUGAACUAAAUAUCACUCCUGAACUUUAUGAAAUCUUCCUCUCCAGAGCAAAAGAACGAUGGAAAAGCUUCAGUGAAACAAGUUCUGAGACUGAUACAGAAGGUGUGUCUGUUGCUGAUCGAGAGGCCAGUCUGGAAUUGAUUAAAUUGGAUAUAUCUCGUACAUUUCCAUCUCUCUACAUUUUUCAGAAGGGUGGUCCGUAUCAUGAUGUCUUACAUAGUAUCUUAGGGGCAUAUACAUGUUACAGACCUGAUGUUGGUUAUGUGCAAGGGAUGUCCUUCAUUGCAGCAGUACUCAUUCUAAAUUUAGAAGAGGCAGAUGCCUUCAUUGCAUUUGCAAAUCUCCUUAAUAAGCCAUGCCAGUUGGCCUUUUUUCGUGUGGAUCACAGCAUGAUGUUGAAAUACUUUGCAACAUUUGAAAUUUUUUUUGAAGAAAACCUCUCCAAACUAUUUCUUCAUUUCAAAUCUUAUAGUCUUACACCAGAUAUAUACCUAAUAGAUUGGAUCUUUACACUCUAUAGCAAAUCACUACCACUGGAUCUGGCCUGUCGUGUUUGGGAUGUAUUUUGCAGAGAUGGGGAGGAAUUUUUAUUUAGGACUGGAUUAGGAAUCCUUCGGUUAUAUGAAGAUAUUCUCCUACAGAUGGACUUUAUUCAUAUAGCACAGUUUUUAACUAAAUUGCCAGAAGAUAUCACAUCAGAAAAGUUAUUCAACUGUAUUGCAGCCAUUCAGAUGCAGAAUAGCACCAAAAAAUGGACUCAGGUCUUUGCAUCUGUAAUGAAGGAUAUUAAAGAAGGAGAUAAGAAUAAUAGUCCUGCUCUGAAAAGCUAAUCUUCACUUGAAAUAGAAAAAAAAAAAUAAAUACAAUUUUUUAUUUCCUAUGUAAAAAAGCAUGGAAGAAAAUGUUGGAGAAAUCUAAAAGAAUCAAGACAUGGAAAACUGAUGAUUUUUGAAUUCCAUGACCAAAGUAAAUGAAAUGAAAACCUAUUGACAGUAUUAAGAAAAAUAGUAUUUUGUGGUGAAGCCAAUUUACCAAGUAAAAGGUUUAAAUGGCUAGUUAAUACUCCAUAAUUUGGAGUGAACUAUUUAAUGCAAUAAUUUUUUAAACAGCUUUGGAGACACUUAAAAUUUUUAUAACAUCUCUUCUUUUUUUAGUUACCACAAAGGCACUUUGGAUGUCAGAACAGAAUAGUUAAAUUACCACUUUACUUCUGAAACAUUUAUUUGAAAUAAACACUAUAAUAUAGAUAGUAUCUCCAUUUCCAACCUUUUGAAGGUUUAUAGAAUAAUAAUAGUGACUUUGAUGGUAAAUUAAGUCACUGAAGUUGUUUAUCCUCAUAUCACAGAUUGGGAAUAUUUGUGUUUUUUUGGGAACUGGAAAUACUGGUGGAGAUUUUUUAGCAUUUGGUUAGGUUUUUUUUUUCUACAGUAUCAUGUCUGUUUGUUUUUGAAGGAAAAUUUUUUUUUUUUCCAUAAUCCUAUCACUCAGAGAAAUUUAACAUUUCUGUUUCUGGUCUAAGAAAUUAUUCAUCUAGUAAUUUAAGAAAACUAACUGGUAGAAGGGAAGUUCUUUGCACUUUAGUGAACUGAAGACUUGAUUUUUGGAAGUAAACCCAUAAAUACAAAUGAGGUUUUUUCACUGGUAAGAGUAAUAAGUAAUACAUUCUAAGAAUUUAAAUAGCAUGCUACUUGGCAAGACUAAAAUUUUUUGUUCAAAUCCCGUCAUUGUCUGUCCUUAGAAAAAAAUUGUUAAUUACAGUUUGAAAUUUGAAAUCUUAGUAUGUAGUCAAGUCCAUGACUUGUAAAACACUGUGUAUAAUUUUUUAAUCAAUGGAAAUAAAGUAAAAGAUUAAAACUAAUUUUUUUUCUAAUGAGCCUAACUUUGAUGAUAUAGUGGAUAAAGAAAAGUAUUGGUAAAUUGACAUUGAUAUUACGUUUAAUUUUUGAACCUUAAAUCACUUAAGUAUUAUGAGUGAUAUCUGUUUAACAUAUUAUUUGGUUAAGAAUUAGAUUUAUAGUGUGCUUUUAUGUUGCAGUUUGGUUUGAAACACUUAAGCACACUGUAUUUGUUAGUGGUAUAUAGUCUUCAUACUAACAAGCCUGAUAUCCUUGUUAGUGUAGUGACUGCCUUCAGGAAUAUGGGAGCAGAUGAUGCCCAUAUAUUUUUUACCCCAGAGGUCUUUUUAGCCUAGGGACUACUGGUUCCACAAGUAAUUCCUUUUGGAGGAGUUUGCUCUGUGGAAACUGGUAGUAUAUUGAAAUACUGAGGGAGUGUCCAGGGUCUUUAUAGGUUUUAGAACAUGUUUUUAACUCUGGUACGUGCUUCCUUGGUACCAGGUGGUCCUGAUUUAGAGAUAAUAUAAUCCUUGGCAGUAAUCUCAUUGAGGUUAUGUUAUCUGCCUAAAGUUAAUCUUCCUUUUGUUUAUCUAUUUCUUGGGUUGACCUAAAUUACUAUACUUCUUUUUCUCAAUUUUAUUAUUGUACAGUUUCUUUACCUUUCAAGUAUAUAUGUGUAUAUAAAAUGUAAAUACAGAAAUUCACUAAAAAACCACUAUUAACAAUUAUUGUGUAAAUAAAACUUGUAAGCAGAGCAGUUACUUGAAAUGUGUUUUCAUUACUUUGUGGAUAUCUGGUUUACUUACUUACAUUUGGUGAAAAAAAGGAAUAAACUUUCUGACAUGUA